Fusarium oxysporum Fo47 is the source of this 156-nucleotide messenger RNA. RefSeq lists its product as uncharacterized. Bases 1 to 156 code for a protein of 51 amino acids. The transcript is spliced from 2 exons. The record is from RefSeq and is a predicted model, not a curated record. NCBI's taxonomy places the organism in Eukaryota, Fungi, Ascomycota, Sordariomycetes, Hypocreales, Nectriaceae.
AUGUCUUCAGAGUGGAAGCCUGAUUACCGGAAGGAGGAUGAUGGUGCUCCAGUCUACGAUCAAAAGGAGGAACAGCCUGGUCCAGCAUAUGAGGAUAACUCUGCUGAAGUUUGGAUCCUCGUCUUAGUUGAGGAGCUUGGAAGUCUGAGUGACUAA